Messenger RNA from Nilaparvata lugens (brown planthopper), 612 nucleotides. RefSeq lists its product as uncharacterized. The coding region runs from base 113 to 409 and encodes 98 amino acids. The record is from RefSeq and is a predicted model, not a curated record. The transcript has 3 exons. NCBI's taxonomy places the organism in Eukaryota, Metazoa, Arthropoda, Insecta, Hemiptera, Delphacidae.
GACAUAUUUUAAAAACAUGUUGACUAAAUGAGGUUAGUUUUCUAAUAGUUCCCAUUCACAACAAUAAUUUCAUAUGGAAAAGAGUGUACAAUAAAUUCAUUAUUAUAUAUAAAUGACAUACAAGAAAAGAUACAUAGUGAAACAUUAUAAAUAUAAGUCUGCUCUCCUAUUUUUGGCUGUUUUCGCCAUCGUAAAAGCUGAACCGGAGGCCAAUCCCAGUGGAAGAGCAGUGGCGAGGUACGUGCAUUACCACGAGGAGCCAGUGUCCCGGUAUGUCUACACCAGGCAUUACCACGAGCCAGCGCAUGACCAUGUACAUGUCGUCAAGUACCAGGCUGUGCCUCAUGUCCAUGAGGCAUAUGUCAGCCACCAUCACGACCACAUUGUCGACUACCAUCAUCAUCACUGAUUAAUUGACUAGGUACUUCAAUCAUCAACAAUCAGUUCAAAAGCAUUCCUUCAACUGGUGAAAUGCAAUCAUGUUUCGUUUCAUAUAUUAUUCAUACGGUACAUAGCAAUUAUUUUUUUAUUAAAAUUGAGUUCAAUUCUAAUUUCUUUAUAUUUGUAAAUGACUUCAAAUUAAAAAUACAUAGAUUUGUUUUAUAAUAUAUU